Cylindrotheca closterium is the source of this 438-nucleotide messenger RNA. NCBI's taxonomy places the organism in Eukaryota, Bacillariophyta, Bacillariophyceae, Bacillariales, Bacillariaceae. The record is from the annotation of a GenBank genome assembly.
AUGAAAGUUCUACGACGUACUCUACUUGUUGGAUGUAUAGCAUUUGCUGCUGCUUUUGCGGGUGAGACUACGAAUGGUCAGCACUGCCGAAGAAAGAUACUACAAGGAGCUAUAGGAUUUGCAGCUGGUGUUGCUGUUGCGCCUCCAGCGUUUGCAAGACUCGAAUCUGUAAAUCGACCAGAUUUAUUGCCAGCAGAGGACAAUUUGCAUGUAAUACAGACCGAAAAGUUCUUGACCAAUGGUCAAGUGCGACGCAUGGAGCAGCUAUUGGUCCAACUGGAGCGUGAAACAGGAUUCCGGAUUUACGUUCUGUGCCAAAACUACCCCUUGACUCCAGGGUUAGCAAUCAGAGACUAUUGGGACUUGGGCAAGGAGGGACAGAAGGAUGACAAAUAUGUUGUCCUCAUUGCUGAUCAAUUUGGUGGGCGAGGUAUGUAG